AUGGAAUCUUGUAGAUCCUCGGCAGAGAUACUCAAGAUCAUCCUCGUGUUCAUAUACUUGUCACGAGACGUCGCCUCCGUCGAUUUGAUCCCCUAUUUCCGCGUGCAUCCUGGGCAAAGAUACGAGAAUGUGACGUCAGAAUCUCAGGAGCCCAGUCUCGGAUCUUGCACCGUAAAUUGUGUGCUGCAGGAACCGAGUGCCUGCCCCGCCUUCAACUAUCGGGAGACAGAUGGUUCGUGCCAGUUUAUUCUCAACGGGAAGAACAAGCUUAUUGAAGCCAAUGGAUACCUGUCCUACGUCCAGAAUUUAUGUGUGAGAGAGUAUCCGAUGAUCGAGAACGCGAAGGUGUCCUUCGAGAGAUGGAGCGGAGAAUAUCCAGCACCAGCAGGAGUGAACGUUAUAUUCCGUUGUGAACAUCCGAAUGGGUUCUCGGAUGGAGCUCAUCUCCACACUGCUCAAUGCGCUUCCUUCAUGCCAGAUUCUUGGCGUAUCUCCUUCCGGAAGAGUGCGGUGCAAUGUGAAGAAGUGCAUUUGUAUCCAGAAUGUCGUUUGACAGAAAAGGGCAAGGAAUACGCAGGAGGAAUGAGCGUGACGGAGUCGGGCAAGAAGUGCCUCUUCUGGAGAGAUUAUCCCUAUGGAAGACCGGAUGACUUCUCGAACAUCCCAUUCAUAAUACUUGACGAAUUGAUUUCUGAUCUGGAACCCGGAAGGCCACCGUAUGACUUAUUAUACGAGCGCCACUUCCUUAAUCGAGACUCCGGGUCUCACCGCAACUACUGCCGGAAUCCAUCCAGGAGGGAGAGACCCUGGUGCUUCGUUUCCGAACCUGAUAUCCAGUGGGAAUACUGCAACAUCCCUUUUUGCACUGACGCAGUCGCACCAGAGUGCAAAGUGACUCGAUGGGGAGGGGAAUACAUGGGCACGAAGAACGUGACAAUCCAAGGAUGGCCCUGCCAGCCUUGGAGAAACGAAGAAGACAUUGAAAAUCUCCUGGCUUUCCCUGAUCCCGAUCGCGUUGACGAAGAUCACAACUUCUGCAGAAACCCAAAUACGGAAAAGGAAACCGUCAUUUAUAACCUUAAUCCAAACGAAGCUCCUUGGUGCUACCUGGAUUUUCGGGAAAGAGCUCCGUUUGGGUUCACGUGGGCUUUCUGCGACAUCCCGUUCUGCGACCUGGGAGAUGAAAUACCUAAAGCCGGAACGGGAGUAUAUCCAGAAUGCCGACUGUCAGAAAAGGGAAGGGAAUACGUUGGGAGCCAGAGCAAGACAGAAACUGGCAGGGCAUGCAUACUAUGGCAUCCUCGACCUUACAAAAUCCCUUGGGAUUUUUACCCCAAAGGCUUUCGAUACGAACUACAUUUCAUGGAAACCUUCAGGCGGAUUGAACUCAACAACAACCACAACCACUGCCGAAAUCCAGGUGUGGACAGGGAACGACCAUGGUGCUUCGUCUCCGACAAUGACAUACAGUGGGAGUACUGCGACAUCCCCUUCUGCCAAGACCUCAAUCCACCUGAAUGCAAAAUCACAGAGCGAGGAGCGGAGUAUGUGGGAAAGAGAAGCGUGACGAUAUCCGGGGUCCCCUGCCUACCUUGGCUCAUGAUCGUAUUUUUUUACAUGUUGGAUCCUCCACGGAUGAUCCUUAGGAUUCCAGAUGAAGUAGAUGGAAGGCAUUCGUAUUGCCGCAACCCUGAAGGAGGGGGUUACGGUCCUUAUUGCUACACCAGCUUCGAAGAGAAACAUUGGGGGUAUUGCGACGUUCCAUAUUGUCCAACCGUUGACAGUGAAAAAUGCGAUGUUCGAGUCGCAGGGCAGUGUGUCAGCCCACUGGAAUGCAAGAUGGACGUGAAGGGGACGGCAUAUAUUGGAACGAAGAAUGUGACCCGCAAUGGGCAUAAAUGCCUGUCGUGGAUGAGCAAAUCACCGUGGAGCCAAGAUCCUGGGGAUACUUCUGAUAUAUAUUACGACGAUUCUUUUCCUAUUACUGGUGACCUAGCAGUUCUUACAAUUGAUUUGGGACGGGACGACAUGCACGCAAAACACAAUUUCUGUCGGAACUUUUUGGGAGACGAAGACGGUCCUUGGUGUUUCAAGAGCGAUGGGAUUGGACGGGAUUAUUGCGAUAUCCCCAUCUGUCCAUAA
This is a messenger RNA of Darwinula stevensoni, 2142 nucleotides long. The record is from the annotation of a GenBank genome assembly. Lineage: Eukaryota; Metazoa; Arthropoda; Ostracoda; Podocopida; Darwinulidae.